Messenger RNA from Tarenaya hassleriana, 1322 nucleotides. Its product is annotated as protein SRC2. Gene Ontology annotation, biological process: defense response. The record is from RefSeq and is a predicted model, not a curated record. Lineage: Eukaryota; Viridiplantae; Streptophyta; Magnoliopsida; Brassicales; Cleomaceae. The transcript has 2 exons. The coding region runs from base 71 to 1129 and encodes 352 amino acids.
UAUCUCUUUUUUUUUUGGGUUAAAAUCUCUCUCUGUCUCUCUCUCCCUAGACCUCAGUUUCCGUCCAGCAAUGGCGAAUCUAACCCUAGAGCUCAACAUCUACUCCGCGAAAGACCUCGAAAACGUCAAUAUCAUCACGAAGAUGGACGCGUACGCCGUCGUUUCGAUCCACGGCGAUGAUACCCAGAAGAAUCUGAAGAUGAAGACCCCCAUCGAUCGCUCCGGUGGAUCCAACCCCACUUGGAAUCACGCCGUGAAAUUUUCCGCCAACGACCGUUUGGUCCGUGAUGGCCGUUUGACCCUCGUCGUGAAGCUGGUCUGCGAUCGGGUCCUUGGGGAUAAGGAAAUUGGAGAAGUCAACGUCCCCGUUCUCGAGCUUAUCGGCUCGAAUCCGCCAUCACCGUCAACUAACGGUAACGGGAUGAAGUUUGUGACGUAUCAGGUGAGAACUCCUUCCGGCAGAGGGAAAGGAUCGUUAACGUUCUCGUACCGGUUCGAUUCGGGUCCGGUUAAAUCGGAUCUUCCUGCUCCCCCGGUUUAUACAAACCCGGCGACAUCGGAUCUACCAGUUCCGGUUUAUCCUCCACCGCCGCCGGUUUCUGCUUAUCCAUCUCCGCCAUCACAGCCGCAAUUUGGGUAUCCUCCGCCUGAUCAGCCGCAGCCUUAUCCCGAUAAACCGGUUUCCCUCUACCCGGACCCAGGAAAAUUGGGUGAACCGGUCAAGUUGGAUGAGUCAGUCACCGCUUACCCGCCUCAACCGACCGGUUCGAGCUGGGUUCCUCCGGUUCAAUUUGGCGAACCGUUCACCACGUAUCCUCCUCCACCGACCGGUCCACCGCCGGCUUACGGUACGCCACAGUAUCAUCCCUACGCGUAUCCUCCGCUGCCGCCUGAAAAGCCCGGCCACGCGUACUAUCACGCGCCACCGCCUCAUCCGAGUUACGCUUACGUGGCGGCUCCUCCUCCGCCGGGCAGCUACGGGUACGGAUAUCCGCCACCACCGCCGCCGCUGCAGCGGAAGAAUAAACCGGGGCUUGGACUAGGGGCGGGGCUUCUGGGGGGAGCGCUUGGUGGGUUGUUGAUCGGUGAUAUUGUAUCUGACGUGGCAGACAUUGGGUUUGAUUUUUAAUUUUGUUUUGGGCCCAUUGAAAAAUCUUAGUUCAAAGUUUUUAACGAGUUGAGACAAAUGAGAACAUGUUAUUUCUCUCUUUUUUCUUUUUGGGAAAUGUUUUUUUUUAAAUGUGUAAUUUGUUCUUCUUUUUUUUGUUUACUUCUCUUUAUGUUGAUAUUGUCUUUUGUAAUUUAUAUGACGAUUUCUCCUU